Schistocerca cancellata (South American locust) is the source of this 912-nucleotide messenger RNA. RefSeq names its product microtubule-associated protein Jupiter-like. The transcript is spliced from 4 exons. The record is from RefSeq and is a predicted model, not a curated record. Gene Ontology annotation, cellular component: nucleus. Bases 105 to 650 code for a protein of 181 amino acids. NCBI's taxonomy places the organism in Eukaryota, Metazoa, Arthropoda, Insecta, Orthoptera, Acrididae.
UAGUGUCGGACAAAGAAGUUGCGUAAGCGCGCUAAGGGUGGCUAUGCUGCCUUAUUAGGCAGCGCUGUGUCCGCUGCGGCAACCCUGGCGGCUCGUCUGCCCACAUGUCGCGGCGGCCUCGGCUGCACCAGACUCAGCUUCCAGUCUCCUGCACGCACGCGCUCCGUCCGGCAGUCAUGUCAGUGAAACCUCCAGGUGGUGAAUGCCAUGAUCUCUUUGGAGCAGAUUGUAAAGGAUCACCAGGUCACCUGAGGGUACUGAAACCACCAGGUGGAGGAUCAAGUGAUAUUUUUGGGACUGCACCUGUGGAUCAGAGCCCCAAACGCCGCACCAAUUAUAUGCAGUCAUCAUUAUUCGUUGAACCAGAAUCUGUUAAUACUACACCUGCUCGUGUAAAGUCUGGAGAGGGCACCACUACGAAUGGCGUGAAAGAAGCAUCUGUUACAAAUGGCAAUGAUAAUGCAAAUGAAACUACCAACAUUAAUGCCAAUGUCAACAAUGAAAACACUGCUGCCUCUGCUUCUGCUGCUUCGGCCCCUGCUGCUUCGGCUCCUGCUGCCUCCACUGCUACAUCUUCUCCUGCACGAGCUGCCACUGCCCCACAGCGAAGCCGUGUCCCUCCGGGAGGCUUUUCUUCUGGGUUGUGGUGAAGCGAUACUGUCUUGAAGUAUUCCUCUUUGCGUGUGCUGAAUAAAAGUCCUAAUCUAACGUAUUAUUUCUCUAUUCUUAAUUUUGUAUUUUAAAUAUUAAGUUCAUAUGGCAAGUAUUUUUUGUUACUUAUUGUCAUUUUACCACACUGUGUUUGACAUACUUUGAAGGUUUGACUGAUAUAUUUAUUUCAUAUUUGAUACUUAUUAUUUCUAUUUUAUAGGAUCAGUAAUAAGGAAGUAUUAUCUCCCUUUCAUUACUUUU